This is a messenger RNA of Eremomyces bilateralis CBS 781.70, 1409 nucleotides long. RefSeq lists its product as uncharacterized. The record is from RefSeq and is a predicted model, not a curated record. NCBI's taxonomy places the organism in Eukaryota, Fungi, Ascomycota, Dothideomycetes, Eremomycetales, Eremomycetaceae. The transcript has a single exon. Bases 89 to 1270 code for a protein of 393 amino acids.
AAUCCCUCUGAAUGUGCUAACUGAAAGGCUCUUUAGCAAUAUCCUUUUCAUUCCCAAAGACCAAAAGGGUAAUGUCGGGAUCGCGCUUAUGUCCUUCCGGUCUCAGAAAGACUACACCCUAGCUGCCACUGAGUUGAACAAAAGGAAAAUCAAUGGCAGGCUCAUGUCUGUGGUGGAUGCAGGUGCAUUACCUGUGACGAAGCCAGAUACCACUCAAGCAGUGCAUAACGGCGACCAGUUCAAGCUUACUCCGGAUCAGAUGAAUAGAAUCAGCAAUAAGGAGAAGAACCGCUCCGAGCAGAUCAACAACCGCAAGAGUGGCAAGGGCUCGCCGUUUCUCACUGCGUUGGACAAUUCGACCUUGGUCUACAUAACCCUCUAUGAUUUCCCCUUCGCACUCACUGCAGGAGGCACUGCCAAAGCCGCAGAAGUAGUCUUGACGUCCAUAGUUUACGGCGCGAAGAAAGGGUUGGCGAAUUUCCGGUUCUGGGCCGGACCAUAUUUCUUGGCCGCAUAUCGGGACCUGGAAUCUGCCCAAGACGCGAUGCGCGCACUCCAUGGCCACGCCAUCAUUGGGAACGACAACGUCACAUAUGGCACGCUCAGCAUCGAAACCGGGCCAGUGAACAGAGAGAAGAGGGAAGCCCUGCUUGCUGAGGUUCGGAACGGCAGCUGGAACUCCGUACUUCCGACAGGGUUCUGCGACAGACUGUUUGUGAAACACGUUAUGGACGGUCUCAAAUCUGGGUCUCUUAAGCCACAGGAUUAUGAUGGUUUCUACGACAAGAGGCACCACUAUGUCGGCCCUGCCAUUGAUCCACGCCCUGUCAUUGCUCCACGCCCUCCUUUGGUGCCCGAAUCCUUCAGCACGAGCGAGCCACUGAGCUUUGUUGACGCAACCUCCAACACUUUUGUCCAACGACCGACAACAUCAGGGACACCUUUCGACUCUCAUGCCGAUUCCCCACAUGUCCCAGCUCCUCAGAGCCCUGGACAAGUCCAGUCAUCUUUACAGGCAACCCAUACAUGGCCGCCGGCUGGCACGUCGAAGUCCAUGCGGAUUCCAUCCACACAUCCAAUUCCAAAUCGACCUCCACGGUCUACACAUGACGAGCGGCCAGGUCUUUAUGGCAGUUUCCUUCGAAAUAAAGGAGGGGAGAAUCGUGGAGUUAAGCGGAAGGCGGAUGACUAUGAUAUAGCAGAGUCCACGAAAUCGCUUAGGUUGGAGGAGUCGGAUGAAACUGAGCAAUUGAGCUGGAGAGAGCUGUAGUACGGCAAACGCCGAAUAUUUUGAUACAUGGGAUGAUGAGUGCCAGCAAUGUACCAGACAUUGAUAACACUUGCUAAUGUUAUUCUGAGAUGAGGGUUCCAUCGGUCUCUUCCUAGCGAUGGACUACGUGGAAGUGGGU